AUGGCUGACAUGUUGUCUCGACCGACCAACCACAAGCGGUCUCAUUCCGCAGGGAAGCGAUCGCGCUCGCCUGCGAGGUUUCUCACCAAAAUGAAAUCAACCAACGCCCUCUCGGAUUUAAGAAAUGGUCGAAAGCUUUCUCCAGCUGGGUUGGAAGAUCUGCAGGAAAGCGAUUUCAAUACGCUCAGGGACCCGCGAGUUGCAAGCACUACCGAUUUAUCCGGCACCGCCGACUCGUCGCAUCACCCGGAUCUGAACAGCGAGGUGGCCACUCUGAGUGCCAAGCUAGUGCAAGCAAUCAACAUCCAAACCAGUCUCGAUGAUUCGCUAUCGGCCACUCGUCAGGAACUGGACGCAGCACAACAACGAUUGGCAGUUGUUGAAUCCGAGAAUGAACAGUAUCGCACAGACAUAUCUAGUGGCAUCAUGGUCAAACGUAGCGAUGUGGAAUCGGAGAUCCUGUCUAUGAAAACUGCUCUAGAAGAGGAACAAAACAAGCGUUCGGUGGCGGAGCAGGAAAAAAGAGAGAUGGAGCAGGAGCUGGAGACUUUGACUGCGGCACUUUUUGAAGAAGCGAACAAGAUGGUUGCUGCUGCAAAACAAGAACGGGAAGCGGUGGAGAAGAAGAAUGAGCAGCUUCGUGCCCAGAUCCAGGACACCGAGGCACUGGUCGCGUCUCAAAAGGAACAACUUGCGGAAUUGAAGACAGUUAUGCAAGAUAUGAAUUCUUCACGAGAUGAGACUGACACCACGCCCAACCAGUCGACCGCUCCUUCAUCGCCAGCCAUAGCAAUGCAGGCCAAUAUAGGCCGCCUUUUAGAUUCCUCCAACCUCUCUUCUGCUAUGAUCGCUGCUGAUAUAUCUCCUGCGCCCUCCACUUCUUUCCCUCAUCUGAUCAAGCCGGUUUAUCGAGUAGACAUGGUUGCAUAUGACGACUUUCGUGAGCUGAUGAACUUUGCCAAAACCUCUAAGCCCUCUAGUCGAGUUGCAAGUGGCUCGUACGGGGGCUUGAACGUUAUGGGGCUUGCUGGCUUGACUUCGAGCGGCAGUAAUUCGAAUGUUGGCGGUACUCUGACCCCCCAGUCUUCGACACCUAACGGUAGUCCUCAGCCGAAUGUCGUCCACACGCCGUUAAAGGACACUCGUUUCUACAAACGCAUUCUUGUCGAAGAUUUUGAGCCUACACUUCGUUUAGACGCUGCACCUUCAAUUUCUUGGCUCACACGUCGAUCUGUUUUUAGCAGUCUCUGCGAUGGUACACUGAUCGUGGAACCUAUGCCCGCAAGCCAUAAGAAAUACAUGUUUCCCUGUAGUCUCUGCGGCGAGCGACGGACAGACGAUGUAAAUGAACGUACACAUCGAUUCCGGACAUCUGAUAGCGAAAGUGCCCAGCGAUACUCUCUUUGCGUUCUUUGUCUUGAGAAGGUCCGAGCUUGCUGCGAUUUCGCGGGCUAUCUCAGAAUGAUUCUCGACGGCUACGUACAUGUUGGAGACGUGGAGGAAGAGAAGGAAGCAUGGGAAGAGACAAUUCGUUUACGAGAGCGGAUAUUUUGGUCUCGCCUUGGAGGUGGUGUCGUGCCCUCUUUCACUUCUACUGACGAUUCCGAGAAGGUCGUGCCUGUAUCAGAUUCUGCUGCUGUAGCGGAAUCCAAUACCACGGAGUCUAAGACUGAGACCGAAGUUGAGUCUUCAACACCAGAUGGCACGGCCAAAGAGAUUGCCACGACGCCUCCUGCUUUGCCGCUGCGGAAUGGCAACGUUGAGAUGGAUUCGAUCGACUCUGACGUCAAGACGGUGUCGAUAGUAGAAACCGAAAACAAGACUGAAGAAGUCGUUAGCAAGGGAGAGGACGACGAUGACGAUGCGGACAAGCAAUUGCACACUGACUUGGAAACCACACUUCCAGACGCGUCACAUUCCAAUGCGGCCACCUUGGAUGCUCCAUUUACGCCAACAACUGAGAAGGCUCAACAACCCAAUGAUCACGACGACUCAGAGAGUAAUGACUCGGACAAUUUGAAGGCCGUCCCUGGUGCUUUUGACUAA
Messenger RNA from Talaromyces atroroseus, 2046 nucleotides. RefSeq lists its product as hypothetical. Gene Ontology annotation, molecular function: guanyl-nucleotide exchange factor activity. Gene Ontology annotation, biological process: exocytosis. Lineage: Eukaryota; Fungi; Ascomycota; Eurotiomycetes; Eurotiales; Trichocomaceae. The record is from RefSeq and is a predicted model, not a curated record. Bases 1 to 2046 code for a protein of 681 amino acids. The transcript is spliced from 3 exons. Gene Ontology annotation, cellular component: Golgi to plasma membrane transport vesicle; cell tip.